AUGACUAUACCAUCAAUUCCUGAAACUAUCCCCGAGCACUCCGAGCUCAAAGGAAAAGCCCCGCUGCGAGAUAUCUCUGGCAUUCCAGCCAACCCACGGCAAACUAUCCGGACGCCCUCGUGGGAUCUCACAUCCACAUGGCUGAUCGGCGCCAACGACGACAUCCGCACCUGGUGGGACUGCAUCGGUCCACAGGUGGCCAUUCUCGCUGAUGAAGCGGGAUACAGCGUGGCGGCGCAGACGGAGAUCCUCCUGCUGCUGCACUCCGUAGUGCUCCCGGACAUGGGCCGAUUCCCUCCAGCCGGACAGAACAAACCAGCCGUGCAGUACAGCUGGAAAAUCAACACGGACGACUAUGACCAUCCGAUCCUCACGCUUACCGUGGAAGCACCCGGCGAGCAUGCGAAGGGCUCCAGCAGUAUGAUCCGGCACCAUCUCCAAGCGACGCAGAAUAUUGUGGAGCAACUAGCGGCACAACUCCCCCCGGUUGACCUUACGUGGUACCGGCAUUUCGUCUCUGCGUUCCAAAUCGACCAUCAUACGGACCACUCCAGCCAUCACCGGACAUUCCUAAGCACAGACAAGGACACCACCCGGCCGCGGAUGCCUCUGUCGUUCGAGUUUACCGACACCGGCGUCAUCCCAAAAGUGUACUUCUACCCUCCUGCGCAUGCGCACGAGAGCAAGCCUUCCCUGUCCAUAUUCACGGAUGCCAUCCGGCCCAUAUCGGAGACUAACCCCCUCCCGGCUUUCGAAGAGGUUGUGGCCUUUGUGGAUAAUCAUCCAGUGGGCGUGACGCUCAACCCCGAAAUGCUGGGCAUGGACUGUAUCGAGCCCGCGCAGGCAUCGCUAUAUCUGCAUGCCAGCACGCCAGUCACGAACUUUGAGAGCAUUAUCGCUGUCAUGACGCUGGGCGGACGAGUGCACACGAUGGAUAUGGCGAUCAUGGAGCUGUGGGAGCUUCUGUGUUUAGUCUUGCAGCCGAAGCAUCGCGAUAGGAUGUUCUCGUGGGGCGAUGAUUUGCCCGUAUGGAAUGCGCAUGCGCAGGGCGAUGAAGAGCAGGGAUUGAAGUACUGUUUCGAGAUCCUGCCUGGAGCAGGAGUGCCAGAGGUUACGCUCUACAUCCCGGUUGUUCGAUAUGGGCCGGCAGAUGAAGAUAUGGCGGUUGGGUUAGAGAGGUUUUUGAAGAAGAGAGGACAGGCGCAGUUUGCUGAUGGGUUUUGGAGGGUGUUGAAUAUGUUGAGCGAGGGUUGGACAGACUCUCGACGGGUUGUAACGCAUAUCGCGUGUUCCUUUCGGGGGGAGUCAUUGGAUGUGACUUCAUGUUUGGAGCCUGCUAUUCUGCGCUCGCGAGAUGAAUAG
Molecule: messenger RNA, 1362 nt
Organism: Aspergillus fischeri NRRL 181
Lineage: Eukaryota; Fungi; Ascomycota; Eurotiomycetes; Eurotiales; Aspergillaceae
Product: putative dimethylallyl tryptophan synthase
Exons: 1
Coding region: 1-1362 (453 amino acids)
Biological process (GO): alkaloid metabolic process
Molecular function (GO): transferase activity, transferring alkyl or aryl (other than methyl) groups
Source: RefSeq, a predicted model, not a curated record